Messenger RNA from Trichoplusia ni (cabbage looper), 1623 nucleotides. RefSeq names its product potassium/sodium hyperpolarization-activated cyclic nucleotide-gated channel 1-like. The transcript is spliced from 3 exons. NCBI's taxonomy places the organism in Eukaryota, Metazoa, Arthropoda, Insecta, Lepidoptera, Noctuidae. The record is from RefSeq and is a predicted model, not a curated record. Bases 1 to 1605 code for a protein of 534 amino acids.
AUGAAGGAAUUCCACGAAUCUUAUUUUCACCAUACGUGUCUAAUAAUACCGGAGAGAGAUGUACUGGACACCGACAUCAUCGGUUCUGGUUGGCUGCAGUACCUGAAGUGGUGGUGGAACGACAUGUUCCUACUGUCAUACUCCAACGAGGCAUCCAGAGGUUUCUACAUCAGCACCCACGCGAUGAAGAUCGAGAGGUUCCGACAAUUCCGCAAAUAUAAGGAACGGAUUCAUCCAAUGAGCAAGUUUCGGACGUUCUGGAACUUCCUGAUGCUGCACGUUUUCGUAUUUGAUAAGAUAUUCUUCCGCUUCACUUCGACCUUCUUGUUCGAUAAUUUACCGAUAUAUCUGUUCUACUUUGGAGCAUUACUCGAUAUAUUGAUCAUGAUCGACUUGUUCGUCAGCUUGAAGACUGGGUACAUUGAUUACGAAGCCAAGAGGGUCGUCCUGGACACUAAGAAGUGUUUACUCAAGUUCUGUACCCAAAAACUGUUCAUACACUUUGCGUCGACCAUACCCUUUCACUGCUUCCUCCUAAUGAGAUACGGAGCGAAUGCAAACUGUGGCCAGUGCAAGAGUAAUCGGUUCAUCUGCGCUCUAAAGAUCUUCACCGUCUUCAGACUCUUUCGGGUCUUUGAGAGCUCAGCGUAUCUGACGAGAAAACGCUGCAGGAUUAGGAAGAUCUACUUUUACAAGUUCCUGAGAAUAGUAAUCACGGGCUGUAUCACUGUCGUCCAGUUUAACGAGAUCUUCGAUGCCUUCACAAUUCUUGUGUUCAUACAAACCAACCAAGUCGACACCAGAUCAACUUUCGCCUCGAGGAUGGCAAUCAAGUACGGCUUCAUGCGUUCCGAGGAGCCAGAUUACAGACUCAUAUUUGUUGAAAUGUACAGAACUUUAAACGUGUUCUGUAUGUUUACUUUUGGUUCUAGGACGAAAGUUUUCUUCUUGGAUAAAUUGGCAUCCGUGGCCGCUUAUGUGAUUGCCACAAUUUUCCAUUUCUGGUCUGUGUUGACGUGUUUCGCUCUGAUUACCAGCAUAGUGUACGCGAGAGAUCAGGCGAUCAAAAUGCGGACGAACACGCUGAAUUUCGUUAGCUCUCAACAAUUGUCUGAGCAUAUAAGGAUGAAGGUCGAUCGAUACUUUCAUCUGAAGACAACGAAGAUGGUUAUAACACAAAAUCAGAACAAGUUGUACAGCUGUUUACCUCUCGUGUUCAAAAACGAGGCCAAGAUGUAUAUUUACAUGAACCUGGUCAUGAGGAUACCGCUGUUCUCUGAUUGGCCGUUGUCGAUAAUCCAAGAUUUGGUGCUGAUCAUCCAAGAAAAGGUGUACUUGGAAAAUGAUAUUGUGACUGUGGCGAGGGUUGCGGGUGCAGGCCUCAUCAUAGUGGACACUGGUAUCCUGGCAGUGUACUCCGAGUUUCACCAGGAGGUGGGUCACCUGAUCGACGGAGAUUACUUCGGGGAACUGUCUCUAGUCACAGACAAGGAGCUCUGUAUGUCGUAUGUUAUCGCUGUUACUGAUAGCAAGGUGAGUGGAUAUUCCCACAUUUUUCUUAUUUAUUUGUUUGUUUGUCGUUCCGGUUGUAUUUUUGGUGCUUAAUUCUGAGGCACUUUUCGA